CUCAACCCUUGUCACCAAGUGGCCCCUCCUCAGUCCCCGGCCCACCAGUUGGCACUGACACACUCCAGCUGUUUACCAUGGGUGUUUACGAGAACCCCAACACCCCCCACCCCUUAUCUCCGCCAUCUCAAUAAUAUGUCUACGUGGGUUAUAUUCAGUUAUCCUCAGUGUGACAACACUGUCCCAGGUUACAGGCGGUCAUGUCAUAAGACGUGAAGUGUCUCACGGGCUAAUGCCCUGAGCAAGGAGCAACUCAUCUUCCACAUCUCGUCACUGGAGUCAGCUUUCUUAAAAUAGGCUGACAGAGAGUAUAAGGGGAGGCACACGCACCAGGUCUCCAGACUAACCUCCACUGUUAAUACAGGAGAGACCACUGAGCAGCGAGAGAGACUAACUAAUCUUUAAACAGCGCUACCUCUGACUCCUCAUAGACUCUAGCAAAUCUGAUCUGUAUUUACUACUUAAAGGAAAGAGGUUACCUUUUUUGUAAGACUCUUAAACUAAGAGCAUGAUGAAGUACUAUCAGUGCCCGGUGCCCCAGACUAUGGGAAUGAAGACCUAUGCAGACAAAUGCGGAGUCCCACUCAACUGCAAGAGUUCCGCUUCGUUGAAGCCCAUCCGCAGUGUCCACUUCCCCAAUGACAUUCUCUUCCAGGACUACGUGAGACAGGGUGAGCUGGAGAGGAUUGGACUAUUCAUGCGGGCCAAGAGAGUCACUCUGGACACCAUGUACACCUCAGGUAUGGCAGCCAUUCAUGAGGCCGUCCUGUCUGGCAACCUGGAGUGUGUGAAGCUGCUGAUCCAGUAUGGAGCAGAUAUCCACCAGAGAGAUGAAGAAGGAUGGACACCGCUGCACAUGGCCUGCAGUGACGGAUUCCCACAGAUUGCACGCACAUACAUGGUAAAGAUGGACUUCUCAGCUCGGUUACCUGCACAGAACUACCUUCUGUCACUGGGUGCUGACCCAGAGCUGGAGAACGAAUGCGGGGAGAGACCCCGUGACCUAAUCGACCCAGAAAACAAGGAGCUGCUGGAGCUCUUCGGCGUGGCUGUCAAUGACUGAUCACGAUUGGCUCUUUACGCCAUAGACUUUUGUCUGAUGCCUAUAAUAUAGCAGUGCUCUGCAGCAAUGGACAGAAAAGGCCUCAUGAUGGCUGAGCUGUCGGGUUUUCCUAAGCUCUCGGAGUCCAGGAGCUUUGGGACUGUGGAUAUCAGGCGAAGGCAGGACUGACAGAGAUUGAGUCCUGCUGGUUGCCUCCCAUGCGGAGUGAAGUUUUGGUGGUGCGAGGUUCAGCCUCUGAUGACUGUAUGAGUCUAGUAAAGAGCUUUAGAUCCUUGAAAUGCUGCAGCGAAGCAAAUCAAUCAUUUGACGUGGUGGUGUUGUUGGUUUGGUAUGGCAUGGGCUUGGAUGGAGGAGAGCUUGAAUGUUGCGAAACCCGACGCUGUUGUUGCUCUUCAGCUCAUUUGCACCUCCGUCACGCACUGUGAUGCUAAGUUUAGAAAAGCCAAACUGUCUUGUUUUCAACAUUUGUUGACCAGAAAGCUGGCAAGUGAUUUUAUUGUCUUUGUUUGUUGAUAAAUUUGACUUGUUUUGUGUCAAUUCUAUUGUUUUUAAGCAGAGUUUUAUACUUCAUGAAUGAGUGAUGUGAGUAUUCUGCUUCUUGGUUAUGUUUAAAAGAAUAAAGAACAGAACAAGUGCUGCUAGUACUAAUCACAAAAGCCUUAUUUAUUCUCAGUUUUAUUUUAAUUAUGAAACCAAGCUCUGUCUUGCUAUGGAAACCUCCACCUCACAGGUUCUUAGUGUCCUACACCUCAAACUUUCUGGCUUUGUGCAAGAUUAUUAAAUUCAAAUUCAAACUAAUGUCGUGCAUUCAGUUAGCUUGGAUACUAAUGUGUAAAAUGAUUUGGAAAUAAAUUAUUCAACUGACUUUACAUGACGUUUUCACACAGACGUUUUGCACAGGCACCUCUUAAAGUUAAUGAAAAAGUCCAGUUCAAGAUAUUUUUUAUUGUAUCAGAAGGACAAGUACAAAACCAUUAUUCACAUUUAUAUGAACACAAUAUAUACAGCAGAGACAGAAGGGACAC
Cynoglossus semilaevis (tongue sole) is the source of this 2088-nucleotide messenger RNA. It is a transcript of the gene ppp1r27b, whose product is annotated as protein phosphatase 1, regulatory subunit 27b. The transcript has 4 exons. NCBI's taxonomy places the organism in Eukaryota, Metazoa, Chordata, Actinopteri, Pleuronectiformes, Cynoglossidae. Gene Ontology annotation, molecular function: phosphatase binding. The coding region runs from base 509 to 1063 and encodes 184 amino acids. The record is from RefSeq and is a predicted model, not a curated record.